AGAGGCAAAAGAAGGUUUCCCUUCAUCCUGGAGGCUUUGAGGGUCGCGCUUCCCCCGGGGCUCCUCCAGUCUCCUCCAUCCUGAGGCGUCCUGGGCGGAGGGCGGGAUCGGCUCCCCCGCCCGGCUCCCUCCCUCCCUCCCGGGGGUUUGCCCUGGGACGCGCCGGCGGCUCCGGGGUUGGCUCCUCGGCGGCGGGCAGGGGUCAAGGGCAGCAGCCGGGGGGAGAUGCCAGCUCCAGGGCAGCGCGGAGGCUCCGGCUAAGCGGGCAGCGGCCACCCCCGGGGGGGACACCCUCCUCCUCCUCCUCCCCUCCCCAGCCCCAUGGCGGGGCGGGCGCCGCAGCGCAGCCUCCCGGCAGCGGCGGCCGCCGCGCUCCUGCUCUUGCCCAUAGUUCUCCACUGUGAAUCCUCUGUGAACCUGACCUUGUCUGUUCUGCUGGAAAAGUACUGUGAAGCUUUGUCAGCCCACACCAAUGUCACAGGUCCGUACUGCAAUGCCACCACUGAUCAGAUCGGAACCUGCUGGCCCAGAACCUCGGCUGGGGAACUGGUGGAGAGACCCUGCCCGGAGUUCUUCAAUGGGAUCAAAUACAACACCACGAGAAAUGCCUACAGAGAAUGCCUGGGCAAUGGGACAUGGGCUUCCAAGAUAAACUACUCUCAGUGUGAGCCUAUUCUGGAUGACAAGAGGAAGUAUGCACUCCACUACAAGAUUGCUCUCAUCAUAAACUACCUGGGGCACUGUAUAUCAGUAGGGGCCCUUAUAGUUGCCUUUAUGCUUUUCUUGUGCUUGAGGAGCAUCAGAUGCCUCCGGAAUAUUAUCCACUGGAACUUGAUCACUACAUUCAUCCUGAGGAAUGUGAUGUGGUUUCUGCUUCAAAUGAUAGAUCACAACAUACAUGAAAGCAAUGAACCCUGGUGUCGAUGUAUUACCACUGUCUACAAUUAUUUUGUGGUGACCAACUUCUUCUGGAUGUUUGUGGAAGGCUGCUACUUGCACACUGCUAUAGUGAUGACUUAUUCCACAGACAAGCUGAGGAAAUGGGUCUUUCUCUUCAUAGGAUGGUGUAUUCCUUGCCCCAUCAUCAUUGCCUGGGCCAUUGGCAAACUAUAUUAUGAAAAUGAACAAUGCUGGUUUGGAAAAGAGCCAGGGAAAUACAUUGACUACAUCUAUCAAGGCCCAGUGAUUCUUGUUCUUCUGAUAAAUUUUGUAUUUCUAUUUAACAUAGUUAGGAUUUUAAUGACAAAGCUGAGAGCUUCAACCACUUCAGAGACAAUACAGUACAGGAAGGCAGUCAAGGCAACAUUAGUUCUUCUGCCUCUGCUAGGCAUCACCUAUAUGCUUUUCUUUGUCAACCCUGGUGAAGAUGACAUUUCCCAAAUUGUCUUCAUCUAUUUCAACUCCUUCCUUCAGUCUUUUCAGGGUUUCUUUGUGUCAGUAUUUUACUGCUUCUUGAAUGGGGAGGUCCGUUCUGCUGCCAGGAAAAGGUGGCACCGCUGGCAAGACCAUCACUCCCUCCGAGUGCGUGUGGCACGUGCCAUGUCCAUCCCCACCUCCCCGACACGGAUCAGCUUCCACAGCAUCAAGCAGACGGCAGCCGUGUGACGCCUCCCACCCCAAAACGCAGCACCUGGUGGCCUUCAGGGUUCUUCUUUCUUCACUCUCCCCGAGCCCCUUUCUUCAGACUUUUUUUUUUUAUUAUUAUUAUUAUUCUGCACUGCUCUCUUUUGCAGUGAGGUGCCCAUCACGUUUUUUGUGGGCUCUCAUAUCCCAUCUUCGUGAUGCUGCUUCAAGGCAACCAGGCGAGAGCCUCUUGGUGUGGGUGGGAGUGAAACAGAUUCAAAGAAGGCAGAGGUUCAACACUGACUGCACCAUGUGGAAGUUCACAAAGUCUAAAACAGCACACUGGCAGGAACAAUCAAUCUUUUUUCUCUUUUUUUUUUGUUUUUAGUUCGUUUGUUUGUACGUUUGUUUGUUUGUUUAUCCCUUCUGUAUUGUGGUGAACAAAGACUGUUUUUAACAUACUGCCCAUCUCACCUUGUACAUUGAUCCCAAAUGAUUUGAGCAGUUUGGUGUGUAGAUAGCCUGUCUCUUUCUUGUUUCUUUGUAAAAAUUCCUUCUCUGCAGAAUUGUCAUUUGAGAACAUGUGGCAGCAAGCAAAUGAGCAUCUGAAAGGUGGUAUGAAAAAUCCAAAUUAAUUCACCUUUCCUGUGCCUCCCUUUGACAGACAGAGGGUUGGUCAUGGCAUCAAUGGACUGUUCAACACAUGGGCAUUUUGCCUGGCAAGAGCCAUGCCCCGUUCAGACAAAAAAUAUUGAAAAGGACAGCAGUAUCUCUGGAUAGGUCUAUAAAAUAUCCCUUUUCCUCUUAGCCCCACGCUUUUGACACAAUGCAAGCAGCCUUUGGAAAGUCUUUGAUUUUUUUCAGCUAAGAGGAUUGGGGUGGGGAAGGACAACAAGACUUGUUUUCUGGGUUUAAAAAAAUACAAAAGGGAAGCAUUGUAAAAAUCAUGAUGAGAACAGAAUGUUUGCAUUAUGAGGAUAGUGCUACGUGCUCCACAAAGAUUAUCUAUUGAGCAUUUUGAACUAGAGCAGAUGUAUCUACUACUAGACUUUUUAUGUGAUGUUCAAAAAUACUGUAUAUUUUCAAUAAUAAACACUACUCUGGGUUGGUUUCAAUAAAA
This is a messenger RNA of Calypte anna (Anna's hummingbird), 2683 nucleotides long. RefSeq names its product corticotropin releasing hormone receptor 2 (gene CRHR2). The record is from RefSeq and is a predicted model, not a curated record. The transcript has 13 exons. Gene Ontology annotation, biological process: adenylate cyclase-modulating G protein-coupled receptor signaling pathway; long-term synaptic potentiation; cell surface receptor signaling pathway. Gene Ontology annotation, cellular component: dendrite; axon terminus; plasma membrane. The coding region runs from base 322 to 1605 and encodes 427 amino acids. Gene Ontology annotation, molecular function: peptide hormone binding; corticotrophin-releasing factor receptor activity; G protein-coupled peptide receptor activity. NCBI's taxonomy places the organism in Eukaryota, Metazoa, Chordata, Aves, Apodiformes, Trochilidae.